AUGGAUAGAUUUAUGAAAUAUGAGAUAAAAAUUUAUUUGUUUGAGAAAUAUUUAAUUAGCGGUAUACAAAGAGCAUGUGCUUUGGUUCAUGGUAGAGCAGUUUGUGCAUUGUUUAAGGUAGGAUGGUCAGGAACACCAAAUGAUCUUACUAUUCGUAACCGUUUGAAACUCAAUGACCCACUCGAUAAACAAUCACUUUCAACAAAAGAGUCAUUUGUAGUAGAUGAACGCGAGGGAAUUAUUGUAAGAUCAUUGUCAUCACCACCAUAA
Entrophospora candida is the source of this 270-nucleotide messenger RNA. Lineage: Eukaryota; Fungi; Glomeromycota; Glomeromycetes; Entrophosporales; Entrophosporaceae. The record is from the annotation of a GenBank genome assembly.